Messenger RNA from Penicillium griseofulvum, 1035 nucleotides. Its product is annotated as Winged helix-turn-helix transcription repressor DNA-binding. Bases 1 to 1035 code for a protein of 344 amino acids. The record is from RefSeq and is a predicted model, not a curated record. NCBI's taxonomy places the organism in Eukaryota, Fungi, Ascomycota, Eurotiomycetes, Eurotiales, Aspergillaceae. Gene Ontology annotation, molecular function: O-methyltransferase activity. The transcript is spliced from 3 exons.
AUGGGCAUUCAAUUGGGAGUGUUUGAUCCAUCUCAACCCAUCUUUGGGCCAUGCGAUGUGGCCGAUCGAAGUGGGUGCGAACCUGCGCUAGCCUCACGCAUUCUGAGGGCUUUGACUAGUCUGGGUCUUCUUGACAUCACCGAAGAAGGAAAGUACAAAUUAAACGAAGCCAGCAAGUCUCUCAUGCCUGGCGGUAUGGUCCAUGAUGGUAUUGUAUUGACACUCGACCUGGCACUCAAAAUGUCUGCAAACACGCUUUCCUUCUUUGAAGGCAACGGGUAUCAUAACCCAACCAAUUCCAAUCGUGGUGUUUUUCAACAUACGUUUGGGACAUCACUGCCCUUCUUUGAAUGGCUCCCAUCGCAGCCCCUAUUACAAGAUGCAUUUAAUCGUUUCAUGGAGGCUACUGCGGGCGAUGGGACUCCUGCACAGUGGGCCCAGUGGUUCCCAAUUGAGCCUAAAUUCCAGGAGCUAUAUGAGAAGUCUCAGAAGGACAAAAUGCCUCUUACUUUCGUCGACGUGGGAGGAGGCCAUGGACACGAGGCUAAGGCAGUUAUGAGUCGAUUCUCUCACCUGCCGUGUCGAUUUAUCGUACAGGACGGCCCAGAAUAUGUUAAAAGUCACGACGCCGAACUGGAAGCCGGGACCCAGGGUUCUUUGGAACGCAUGGAGUAUAGCUUUUUCAAUAAACAGCCCAUUGAGCAUGCUCAUGUUUACUUCCUGGGGAGGGUGCUGCACAAUUGGCCCGAGGUCCAAUCUCGUCAGAUUCUGGAAAACAUUCGAAGGGCUAUGGAUCAGGAUUCGGUUCUGCUCAUUCAUGACUGGGUUCUUUCCGAUAACCCUGCGGAUCUAUCGCCUGAACAAGCUCGUGAUGACUGGGCUAUGAUGACUCUAUUCUCUGCUCCAGAGCGAUCUGCGUCAGGAUGGCGAGCUCUGUUGGAUUCGGCCCAGUUGCAGCUGGUAAAUAUUUGGGCAUCACCAGAAGAUAAUGGUAGCCGCCGUGCGACACUUCUGGAAGCUGUGAUCAAAGCUUAA